AUGGUUCGACAAACGACUUUAGCUCGAAUAGCACUUUCCGUGAGCAAUUUCAGUCAGAAAACAGGUUUUGGUCCAAAUCGUCUCUACAGGAAAGGUGUUCACUUCGUAGGAACGGAGCCUGAUGCGUUGAAGUAUCACUUGCUUCAAGACAAGAAGCCUGGUGAGCCUUAUGGGCUGCAAGGUUCCAACCACUUGCUGCCAGGUGUCGGUAAAGUCCACUCUAAACUGCCUGUUAGGGUUUAUAUGAAGAAGGACAAGGUAUAUUCAUGGUGCAGUUGUGGUUAUAGUGGAAACCAGCCACUGUGUGAUGGUUCGCAUAACUCGGUUCGAAUUCCAGACUUGAAAUUGAAACCAGUACGCUUUAUUCCCGAUAAUGAUAUUACAGUAUGGUUGUGUAAUUGCAAGCAAACAAAAAAUCGACCAUUUUGCGACGGAUCUCAUAAGAAACUCGUCGAUAAGAAGAAUACAAGUCUUUUUGACUGA
This is a messenger RNA of Angiostrongylus costaricensis, 483 nucleotides long. The record is from the annotation of a GenBank genome assembly. Lineage: Eukaryota; Metazoa; Nematoda; Chromadorea; Rhabditida; Metastrongylidae.